AUGGUGUUCCUGUCGCCGCUGGCCGAUUGGCUGGAGCACGAAUGGGAGAAGAAGACGAAGAACCGGGGCCCGCGCGCGCUCGGGAGCCUCGUCGAGGCGCUCGACGAGCUCGUGCACCACUACGAGGCGAAGCUCGACCGGGACCAGAAGAAGCAGGUGUCGACGUGCGUGCGGCAGCUCCGGCGGCGCGUGUCCCACGUGCGGAACAGCCUCAACUCCCUCGGCUCCGGGAGCGACAGCAGCGGCUCCGACGAGAGCGACAGCGGCUCCGACGGCGACGGCGCGCCGCUGGGCGAGCGGAAGAAGCGCAAGAAGAAGAAGGCCAAGGACUUCUCGAACACGCAGCAGGCCAUGAUGAAGACGGCGAUCCGCGACGCGCUCGGCGACGACUACGGCGGCCGCCCGAGCGGCGUGGGCUCCGCGUCCGCCGUCGUCGCGUCGCUCGACGAGGGCCUCGGCCGCGAGGACGGGAAGAAGAAGGACGGGGGCCGCGACUCGCCGGGCCCCGACGAGAAGAAGGCCGGCGAGUCGACGAAGCCGAGCCCGAGCAAGGGCAAGGCGUCGCUCAAGGGCGCGAUCAAGAAGAUCAGCCUCGGCCUGAAACUGAAGCGCGCGAUGAAGACCGGCGAGGGGGAGGCGUCCACGAGCCCCAUCCCCGUGCAGCGCGUCAUCGACGACUACGCCGCGCGCGUCGCCGGCGACGCCAAGGCCGCGGGCAAGGCCGCGGGCGACGGGGCCGUGCGGCGGCCGUCCUUCGCCAAUAUCGACGAGGGCACGGAGGAGAAGUCGCCCGAGGACGCGCACCGCGCGGUCGCCGCGGCCGCCGUCGCCGCGACGGGCGGCGCCCGGCCCGCGCCCGCCGCGCGCGCGCCGCGCCGGUCCUUCGGCGCGGGCGCGCGCGCGCUCGCCGCGGCCGCCGCGGGCGCGGUGUCCGCGACGGUGUCCGCCAAGCCCGCGGCGCCCGCGUCGACGCCCGUGACGGCCUUCGACGCCGAGGCCGAGGCGAAGCGGCCGCCGGAGGGGACGCGCGCGCCCCUGGAGCACGCGCGGUCCGCGACGUCCGCGGCGCUCGCGCACGCGGCGGCCGCGGAGGAGAAGAAGACCGACAAGCCUGCGGACCUCGGCGCGCUCUCGCCCGCGUCGCGGCGCAACUCGUUCCGGCGGUCGCGGGACGGCAUCGCCGACGCGGCCGCGCCGCGGCGGUCCGGCGAGCGGAGCCGCGACGACCCCCUGGGUCUGGGGCCGUCGCCCAAGGACGGCCCGAAACCGUCGCCGUCGCCGCGAAACAGCGGCGAGGCCGCGCGGCCGAGCCUGCUCCAGUCCCAGCGGCGGUCCUUCGGCGAGACGCUGGGCCAGCGCGGCGCCGCCGCGCGCGCCGAGGAGCCGAAGCGGCGGUCCUUGGGCGACGUGCCGACGCACGUCGCCGUCGCCGCCGCGCGGAACGGCGCGCUCCGCGUGGCGACGGGCCGCGACGACACGGACGUGACGACCAUGGGCAUGGACAAGUACCCCAAGGCCAAGGCCGACGUCCGCGCCGUCGAGGGCGGCGUCGUCGCGUCGCUCGAGGUUCUGGAGUCGGAGAAGAAGACGCACCGGCGGUCGUCGAAGGAGAUGCUCGAGGACCUCAUGAAGAAGCGGCGGAGCCGCGAGGAGAAGCCCGGCGAGGAGGAGGAGAAGGACGACACGAUCGGCGCGCUGCCCGGGCCCGGCGCGCGGUCGCGCGCGGGCUCCGCGUGCAAGGUCAUCCCCGAGGCGCACGCGGCCAAGGCCAAGGCCGACGACUUCCGGGACCCCGUCGCCGGGUCGUCGCGGGGCCGGGGCAGCCGCAAGUUCAACAUCCCCCAGAUCUUCGGCGGCGCCAAGGGCCACGAGAUUUUGGGGUCGCCGCGGCGCAUGUCCGCGUCGCUUCUCAGCUCCGACGACGUCGCCAAGCUCAUGGCCCAGACGUCGGGCUGGUCGCUGCCCGUCUUCCGGCGCCUGAGCGCCGGGCGCCUGGCCUGGGACGGCGUCGUCGCCGUCGUCUGCAUCAUGACGUUCGUCGUGGUCACGCUCCGCGUCGGCUUCGGGUGCCCCGCGAACCGGACUUCGGAGCGGAUCCUCGAGCUGCUCGGCGACGCCAUCAUGCUGCUGGACUGGGCCGUGACGGCGCGCACGACCUUCGUCGACAGCAACACGCUCGAGGAGGUAAACGAGGGCGGGCCCAUCUGGGACCACUACACGCGGACGCCCCACGCGGCCGUCGACGCGAUCUCCGCGCUGCCGACGCUGCGCUGGCUCGGCGCCUGGGGCCUCGUCCCGGCGACGGGGGGGCUCGCGGGCCGGCCCGGCGUCUGCGACGUCGUCCACCUGAUCAAGGUGCUGCGCAUGACGCGCAUCUGGCGCCUGAACCUCAUCAAGUCCGCGGUGAGCGGCUCCGUCGUGAACCCGUCCGCGCUGCGCUUCGGCGGGCUCAUGUUCUCCAGCAUGGGCACGUUGCACGUCAUCGCCUGCGUCUACUGGUACGUCUGCCGCCGCGUCUGGCCCACGCGGCGCUGGGACAACUCCGAGUGGCUGCCCUACCUCCACGGCGACCGCACGGGCGCGGCCUGGGAGCACGGCAAGGUGCCGUCGCUCGAGGUCAUCGCGUCGGCCUACUCCUGGGCGUCCUACUGGGCCAUCUCCAACGCUUUAGCCGACGGCCCGACGCCCCACAACACGCUCCAGUCCGCCUUCACGGCCGUCGUCUUCAUCAUCGGCCUCAUCUUCCAGUCGUUCUUCGUCGCGUCCGCGUCGAGCCUGCUCGCGAACAUGGACGCGACGCGGUCCGAGCGCGUGCGCCACCUCGAGCAGAUCCAGACCUUCCUCCGGAGCCGCAACAUCCCGAGCCGCACGCUGAACAAGGUCGUGUCCUACUACCAGUACCUCUGGCUCUGCGGCGACGGCAGCGGCGUCGAGAAGCUCAUGCGCGACAUCCCGCGGACGCUCAAGGCCGAGAUCGACCUCUACCUGAAGCGGCGCCUCAUCGAGUCCGUGCCCUUCUUCCGCACGUGCUCCGUCGCGGAGAUCCUCACGGUCGUCCAGUCGCUCCGGCCGCGGAUCAUGAUGCCCAAGGACUACAUCAUCCGCCAGGGCGACCAGGGCGACGAGAUGUACUUCAUCGUCCGCGGCAACGCCAACGUCGUCGUCGCCAAGGCCGGCAUGCCCGACGUCGUCGUCGUCACGCUCCGCCAGGGCCAGUUCUUCGGCGAGUCCGCGCUCAUGGAGGGCGACAUCGCCGUGCGCAACGCGUCCGUGCGCUCCGAGGGCUUCAGCGAGCUCAUGUCCCUGAGCCGCGCGGACUUCCGCGAGAUGACGAUCCAGUUCCCCCACUUCAAGGAGUUCGUGCAGAAGCUCGCGCGCGAGCGCGCGCGCGCGAAGAAGGAGAAGGAGGACAAGGAGCGCGAGAAGAGCGGCUCCGGCCGCCGCGGGUCCAUGGUGCGCCGCGAGAGCUCGCGCAUGGGCACGCUGCGCCGGUCCAUCUCGUCCAUCCGCACGAACACGGUCGUCGACCGGUCGCCGUCCGUCUCCGGCCGCGGCGGCGGCGACUCGUCGACGGACGGCGAGGGCGCGGCGUCGCCGUCCGAGUCCGGCCGCCGGGGCCUGGGCCGCUUCGGCCAGGGCCUGCGCCAGGCGUCCUUCUCCGCGCGCGGCUCCAUCAGCGGCCUCGUGGGCAAGCGCGGGUCGCUCACGCCCGCGGACGCGCCCAUCGUCGAGGGCGAGGAGAAGGGCGGCGACGAGCCCGCCGCGCCGCCGUCGCCGAAUUCGCCGCGGUCGCCGGCGCCGACGUCGACGACGGAGACGCUCAUCGACCGCAUGCACGCGCGCGGCCACCUGAGCCGCGGCCUGAGCCGCAACGCGUCCAUGGGCGACCGCCAGUCGUCGACGGCGAGCCGCGCGUCCGCGGGCUCCGGCGGCAAGGGCGACGGCGAGACCGCGUCCCUCAAGCUCGAGGAGGCCGACGGCGACGGGGACGGCGCCGGCGGCGCCGCGGACCGCGACCCGACGAUCGGCGUGAACUACGUCGACGCGCCGACGCCCGGGCCGAGCCGCGCGCCGCCGAAGCGCGGCAACAUGCGCGCCAACUCCAUCAACCUCAUCUCGUCGGGCAUGGACCGCCUCGGCCUCGCGUCGAAGUCGCGCGUCGCCGGCGCCUCCGGCGCGGCGCGCUCCCGGCCCGGGGGCCUCCUGUCGCGGAGCCCGUCCGUGGAGAACCGCGCGUCCGGCUCCGUCUUCGACGAGGUCGCGCGGAGCCUCGAGCGCGCGCCCGUCGAGGCCAUCACGGGCGGCUCGCCCCUGUUGGGGGACCGCGCGUCCGCGGACCGGAGCUCCGCGGAGCGCACGCGCCACUCCAUCACCGAGGUCAACGAGGACGACGGCGAGGCGGCCGCGCCGACGCCCGCGCCCGCGCCGGCGUCCGCGCGCGCGUCCCACUCGGACUCCGUGGACCUCGAGGAGGCCGAGAAGAUCUUCUCCCUCGACGCCUCGCGCGGCGACGGCGGCUGGGGCGUCGAGACCGGCGCGACCUCGACGGGCGGCGACGACCGCGGCUUCGACGGCGCCGCGGGCGCCGCGGCGGCCUCGGGCGCGGCCGGCGGCGGCGGCGCGGCCGCGGCCGGCGGCGGCGGAGGAGGGAUCGACGACUGCCGCGGCCGCGAGUCCGCGGCGGGCGCGGCGGGCGGCGGCGGCGGCGGCGGAGGCGGCGCGGAGGCCGUGGGCAGCGGCGGCGGCGGCGGCGGCGGCGCGGCGGCCGUGGGCAGCGGCGGCGGCGGCGGCGGUGGCGCAGCGGCCGCGGGCGGCGGCGGGGGGGGGCGCGAAGCGACGGUCGGCGGCGCCGGCGGCGCCGGCGGCGGCGCGGGCGGCGGCGGGGGCGGCGCGACGGUCGGCGGCGGCGGCGGGGGCGGCGCGACGGCCGCGGAAGGCACGCCGCCGAAAGCAGUGAUGAUCUCGUCGACGUUCUUCGUGAAGCUGUCGAGCUGGCGUCCCUGGCUGAGCGGUCUUCCGCUCGGCCCGAUGCGCUCGCCGAGCGUCGAGAGCACGGCGCGCAUGACCUUCGCAUCGGGCACGUAUCGCUCGCCGGGGGCGGCAACGGGCGCCGCGGGCGGUGCGGGCGGCACGGCUGCCGCGGGAGCGCCGCUCUUGGCGGCCUGCGCCGCGGCCCGCGCCGCGGCGUAA
This is a messenger RNA of Aureococcus anophagefferens, 5190 nucleotides long. RefSeq lists its product as hypothetical. Gene Ontology annotation, molecular function: protein-containing complex binding. NCBI's taxonomy places the organism in Eukaryota, Pelagophyceae, Pelagomonadales, Pelagomonadaceae. The record is from RefSeq and is a predicted model, not a curated record. The transcript is spliced from 2 exons. The coding region runs from base 1 to 5190 and encodes 1729 amino acids.